GAAAUAUACUAAUAUAAAUCCCAGAUAGUCAUCUUCAUGUUACAUCACAAACAAAUCAAACAGAGGGCGGAUAAGAUAUUUUCAUAUAAUUAAGAGCUGAAAAAAAAAAUCAUUUUUUUUAAAAACAAUUUAUAAACACUGACCGUCGAUGGCCACCGGGACGAGCUAUCCGGCGGCGGAUCCGCCGCGGACGGUAGUUAUUGGGCCGCAGUACUGCGUGGAUCACCCAAUUGACCUCACUAUCUUGCGCAAGGGUUUUACUUUUUCGUCGGAGAAGUAUGUGGUCAAAGACGUCAACGGCAACUUAAUGUUCAGAGUCAAAGGCAAGCGGCUCGUUGAUGCUGCCGGAAACACGAUCGUCACUUUUCGCCAGAAGUUGUUUUCUAGCCAUGGAAGAUUUAAAGUGUUUAGGGGAGAGAGCAAAAAAACAGAGGAUCUACUUUUUAGUGUUAAGAAAUCUUCAUUGCUACAACUAAAGAUGAACCUCCACGUGUUCAUGGCUUCAAACACGGCAGAGGAAGUUUGCGACUUCAAAAUCAAAGGCAGCUUUUUCGAGACUUCAUGCGUCAUAUAUGCCGGAAACUCCGAUAACAUCAUAGCUCAGAUGAAGAGAAACUCGGGUUUUCUAUGUGUGAAUCACACGUUUGCGGUAGUCGUGCAUCCAAAUGUCGAUUAUGCCUUCGUUGUUGUUCUCGUUGUGUUGCUUCGUGAAAUUAUUGAUCUCCAUCAAGCUUCGGGAGGAUCCGGAGGAGAUUAAUCACGACCGAAAUAAAAUGAAGAAUCAAUUGUUAUGUAUUGAUUAAUAUUAUACAAAUUAAUUCUAGUGUGGGACAACUUAGCUAUUACUCAGGUUCACAUUAAUGUACAAACAAAUUAUAUAAUUAUAUUGUGAAAUGUCAUGCUUAUGUUAGCAAGAGCGUAAUCAUUUAGUGAUGGAUAAUUGUAGGCGAAGCUCGACUUGUACUAAGUUCGACUUAGAAACAAAGAUAAUUUUUUGAUAAAAAAGUUUGUGUUUGAAUUAAAAAUACUACAAGUACAUAAUAAAUGUACAUAGAGGUGUAC
Striga asiatica is the source of this 1062-nucleotide messenger RNA. Lineage: Eukaryota; Viridiplantae; Streptophyta; Magnoliopsida; Lamiales; Orobanchaceae. The record is from the annotation of a GenBank genome assembly.